AUGAGUGUUUCUACAUUGCCUGUACAGGCGCUUGAAGAGUAUGACCGUUCGGUACCGAUGGUAUUACCUCACGAUAAAGUGUAUUCGAUCCAAGUUGGGUACAAAUUGUUUCGUCUAAGUGGACUAUCAUUAUCAUCAGAUUCACCAUCGUAUUUCACCAAAUUCUUUGGCGAUAAAGACAAUGAAGAGAAGGUAUUGUUUUUUGAUCGGAGUCCGCAAAUAUUUGAAAAGAUAUACAACCAUUUACAGGGUUACUCCAUAAAUGUCACCAAUGAUUAUGAAUACAUGCACGUUUGGAGCGAUGCAUUCUUUUUUGGGUUGAAAAAGUUGCAAAAAUUGAUGACAGAACAGGACAUUUUCGCUAGUAUUGGUGACCAGAGUUUCAAAAUACCUAAAGUAUUGUUGCAAAAUGAAGGGAAUUGUCCCAAUUUUUUCACAAUGAAUUCAGAGAGGUUAUAUUUUGACAAUGUUGCCGUGAUUGAAAGAAACAAUAUGUUACGGCCACCACCGCAAAGACCACCUAUUGUUGCUGGUCGCUCGCCAAAACUUUUUGCAGAUUUAUUGGAGUAUCUUCGAGGAAACACAUUGAUUGUAAAGAAUGAAGAGCAUCGGCGCUUGUUGCAAAAAGAAGCUCGCUAUUAUCGUUUUCUUGAAUUGGAGCAACGUAUGGUAAACCACAAGGUUGUUAAUGACUCCAUUAUCAUUAAUUUGAUGGAUUUGAGCAAAAAGGGAAUGAAGAAUGUUUCCCCCAGCGAUAGGUUAACUGAAUGUCCAAUGAGAUAUUCACGACCAUACGUUGAUGAACCCGCUCGAGAGUUGAUUUUCCAAAUUGAUCACCUUCAAGAUGUACGACAUGCAGAAUUGUUUUUAAACAAGAGGACAGAAAUACCCACUGUCAAAUUCCAGGGGAAACUCUACACUAAAAUCACGCAAGUUUUCAAAGACCUAUUUGAAGGUUUAAUUCAGGAGAAUAAUACAGUUACAUUUUUAGUAGGAUUGGCAAACCUGCGUACCACCAUAAAUGGGAAAGAGAUGUCUCCAGGAUGGGUUGAGGACUUGUUGCUGACUGUUGAUAAAAAGCCGGCAGAGGAAGAAUCGAAAGCAGAAGAGGAAGUGGAAGAGAAUGCUCAAAAGAAGCGCAAGCUCAACCUCCAAGGAUAUGUAAUCAAGUUUUACCUCAAGCGAUCAAUGUGGAAGUUAAUGAUGAGGGGCACUUUGGCACGUUUGGAAGCUGUCAAUCUCGAAGGAGUCACCAGUCCAGUACAACGUAUAGACUUUAUAUAG
This is a messenger RNA of Lodderomyces parapsilosis, 1284 nucleotides long. RefSeq lists its product as uncharacterized. Gene Ontology annotation, biological process: protein homooligomerization. Gene Ontology annotation, molecular function: protein binding. The record is from RefSeq and is a predicted model, not a curated record. The transcript has a single exon. Lineage: Eukaryota; Fungi; Ascomycota; Pichiomycetes; Serinales; Debaryomycetaceae. Bases 1 to 1284 code for a protein of 427 amino acids.